AUGUUUGAUUAUAAUCCAGGUUCCAUUCCUCCAUGUGCCGGUCUGUCGAGUUCAAGCUCACUUGUAUGCGCAUCUGCGCUUGCCACAUUAGCGACACAUUCUUCUCGAAUAUUUGAAGUUGUUAAUAAGGCCGAAUUAGCUGAAUUAUGUGCUCGUGCCGAACAUCUGAUAGGAACAGAAGGCGGUGGUAUGGAUCAAGCGAUUGAGAUAUUGGCUGUUAAGGGAAAUGCGAUGUUCAUUGAGUUUAAUCCACUCAAGUGGACAGCUGUUGAAUUACCGAAAAGUGCGUUAUUUGCCGUAGUGCACUGUGGUGCUACACUGAAUAAAGCUGCAACGUCACAAUUCAACGAACGUGUUGUGGAGUGUCGAAUUGCUGCACAG
This is a messenger RNA of Anisakis simplex (herring worm), 381 nucleotides long. Lineage: Eukaryota; Metazoa; Nematoda; Chromadorea; Rhabditida; Anisakidae. The record is from the annotation of a GenBank genome assembly.